Clarias gariepinus (North African catfish) is the source of this 651-nucleotide messenger RNA. RefSeq lists its product as uncharacterized. The record is from RefSeq and is a predicted model, not a curated record. Lineage: Eukaryota; Metazoa; Chordata; Actinopteri; Siluriformes; Clariidae. The transcript is spliced from 6 exons. The coding region runs from base 1 to 651 and encodes 216 amino acids.
AUGUUAGUCACAGAAUUAACCGACAUGAUCAUGCUAGUUAAGGUGAAACUUGGGGAUGCCCAAAAAUUUGUCAAGAUAACUGAGCUGAGCCUGGAGGAAUUUUUGACUGCUGCAUUUUUAAAGUUUGGUGUUCCAUCUGUACCAGAGAAUGUAAUGGUUUUUGAUGAAUCAGGGACUGAGGUGGAUGAUGAUGUUUUUGAGGAUGUAGUCAGAUCCUCAGUCGGAGUCCUUACCAUAAAACAUGGAGCAGACUUGGGCUCUGCCUCUCCACAAGCCUCUCAUGGGCAGUCAAAUCAGUCCCUGUCUUCCAUUGACUCCAGUGACUCACAGGAUACAGUCAUUAUUGAAGAAAGCUCCUCCAGUAAACGAAUGAGGUUAGACGAUGAAGCUAAAAAGUUGGUAGAAACCAUUCUUGUCCAAAAACCUGGUGGGGAGCAUAUAAUAAAUGAAUACAACCGAACCAAGUCUCUGGGGGACGAAACAAGGAGGAAAAUGGUUAACAUCUUAACAGCUGACAUGACAGAAAAGAAUGGUACAUCACCACCAAAGCAGGUGAAAGAAAAAUAUGCCAGAGGAAUUGUGGCUUUGUUCCCUUACCUGAGUGACCCCUUUUCUAAAAAUGGCUACGUAAGUGUCAGCUUUGAAUUCUAA